Molecule: messenger RNA, 756 nt
Organism: Clunio marinus
Lineage: Eukaryota; Metazoa; Arthropoda; Insecta; Diptera; Chironomidae
Source: the annotation of a GenBank genome assembly
AUGGACAAUUUUGAUUACUUUCUUCCAAUGAAAGUUCCAAUUAAAAUUUUUAAAAUGUUUGGUUUCUGGUAUGAUAAAGAGGCUUCAAAGUUUUAUAAAGCUUACGGCGUUUUUAUGCAUUUGUUCUUCAUCGAACUGUUUCUUACUGGUCAGUUGGGAAGAUUCUUUCUUACCGAUAGUCUCGUGGAAAGGGCAGCCAUUACUUCAGUUUUGUUCACCUUCGUUGGAAUUUUUGCUAAAGCAUCAAUUGUGAUGUUCAUAACAGACGAAUUGGUAUUAGUCAUUGAAGAUUUGAAACAUUUUAUUUCAUUCUUGGAAGUUGGAGAUGGCAGCCUUAAAUUUCUAAGAAAUCGUGUCAAUCAAUCCACUAAGCUUUUGAGGGUAUAUUGGAUUAUCUGCUACACUGCCUGGUUUGCGGGAGCUUUAAUACCUAUGAUUUCGAUAGUGACGGAACCUUCACUAUUUAUUUUCACGUUCUUUUACAUGAUGCCAAUGAUCUUGGAAAUAUUCAUACCAUGUUAUUUCGGAAACGAAAUUUUGUUGGCUUCUCAAAAACUAUCGACAAGUCUUUUUCACAGUGAUUGGAUUCAGGAAGACAAAAAUUUUAAAACCGCAUUGAAAAUGGUCUUGGAAAAUACAAAAAAUCCGAUAAAAAUUGCAGCAGCUCAAGGAGUUUUUCCUGUAAGUUUGGUAACCUUUUUGAGAAUCAUUAACUCAGCUUUCUCAGUCUAUGCUGUUUUGCAAAGCAUCAAGUAG